AUGUCGCCGCGUCCCCAGGGAGGAGAAGAUACAGGCUCCCCAGAUGCUUGGAUGCGGAAUGAAGGUUUGACGCCAUACGAGGUCAUGUUGCGGUCCGCGCCAUUCGACUAUCUCACCAACAUCGAGGGAGACAUCUACAACCCCCCCCCCCCCCCCCCCCCGGCAUUCCCGGUCUAUUACUUCUUCUACGGAACAUUGACGGCUCCAGCAACCCUCCAACGGAUCAUCGACCUCCCAAAAGAGCCCGAACUGCAGAAAGCCAAGCUCAUUGGAUACGCGCUCGGAAAAUGGGGCGAUUAUCCUGCCUUGAUAGAUGGAGAACCGGGCCAGGAGGUCCCGGGAUACGCCUACAUUGUGCAGUCCGAGGAAGAAGCCCAGAAGCUUGCCCAUUACGAGACGAACGCAUACAGAGAAGCACACUGCUUGAUCUAUCUCGUUGACAGCAAUGAGCCUGUGGAAGUGUCGGGCAAGACAUUCAAGUACGUUGGAGAUGCAAAUGCCUUGUUGGAACAGCGAUUCGACCGCAAACUGUGGUUGCAUCAGAUGGCUGGGAAAUUAGGGUGA
Penicillium cinerascens is the source of this 564-nucleotide messenger RNA. RefSeq names its product gamma-glutamylcyclotransferase family protein. Bases 1 to 564 code for a protein of 187 amino acids. The record is from RefSeq and is a predicted model, not a curated record. The transcript has a single exon. NCBI's taxonomy places the organism in Eukaryota, Fungi, Ascomycota, Eurotiomycetes, Eurotiales, Aspergillaceae.